Messenger RNA from Fragaria vesca subsp. vesca, 2111 nucleotides. Its product is annotated as ubiquitin carboxyl-terminal hydrolase 24-like. Gene Ontology annotation, molecular function: cysteine-type endopeptidase activity; cysteine-type deubiquitinase activity. NCBI's taxonomy places the organism in Eukaryota, Viridiplantae, Streptophyta, Magnoliopsida, Rosales, Rosaceae. Gene Ontology annotation, biological process: protein deubiquitination. The record is from RefSeq and is a predicted model, not a curated record. The transcript is spliced from 7 exons. The coding region runs from base 161 to 1795 and encodes 544 amino acids. Gene Ontology annotation, cellular component: cytosol; nucleus.
CUCUCACUCGACUCUCUUUUCAUGUCUUCAAUCGACCCCUUUCCUUCAGGGCCUCACAAAACCCUAAUUCUUGCUUCCGGUUCUGACUUCUUUCACAUACCUCAUUCCCUUAUUACCUUUUCUUCUUCCUAUUCACGCGUUUCUGGGUUCUCUGCUCAAAAUGACUGAUUCUAAGCUAUUUUUAUUCGGUUCUUUCUCUGAAGAUGAGACGAAGUCGUUGCUUCUAAACCAAUCACUGGGGAAGCCUUCACCAGUGAAGGAUGAAAAGCCAUUGGAAACAAAUGUAUUGCAGUUUGGUUCGAUAAAUUUUGUUACGGAUAAAGCAUUAGUCGAGUUGAAUCGUGAAUCAUGUAGACCACAAAGUUGUUUGAAAGUACCCAGCAAAUUGGAGUCUGUAAAUGAAAAUAAUACGCGCAAUGGAGUGAAGACUGCAGAAACAGUAGAUGGUAAUUUAGUAGGAUCAGUAGCACUUCCGACACAGAAUGGGUGUGCUGACCAUUACAGUCAGAGUUCUACUCAUAGUAAUGGCGUGAAAGAGAUUACGGCGGAUGAUGUUGAUUUAUCUUCAUCACAUCUAUCACAUAAUGAAGGUGGUCUCACAAAUCAAUUUUCGAGUUUGGAAUUGCAGAGCAAAGAGCAGAAUGGUAGUGUUGGUUAUCUAUCGGUUUCCAAUUCAAAGGGUGAACUCCAAAAGUCACUGAAUGGGCCUGCCACAGUCUGUACAAGUUUGUUGCCUCGUGGUUUAAUCAACUCAGGAAAUCUCUGCUUUCUUAAUGCAACUCUGCAGGCUCUCCUAUCCUGUUCUCCAUUUGUUCAACUUGUUCACGAAUUAAGAACUCGCAACAUCCCCAAGAUUGGCUAUCCCACAUUGUGUGCAUUUGCCGAGUUUGUCUCUGAAUUCAACAUGCCUAGUUCAAGUGCAAAGAAUAAAGAUACAAGUGUUGUUGAGACUGGUAGGCCUUUUAGCCCUGCCAUGUUUGAAGGUGUUCUUAAAGCUUUUACUCCAGAUGUACCAAGUACCAUAUCAGGCAGGCCAAGACAAGAAGACGCUCAGGAGUUUCUUAGCUUCAUUAUGGAUCGGAUGCAUGAUGAGUUACUUAAGCUUGAAGGACAAUGCUCAUUCUUAAAUGGUAGCAAAUCAUCUAUUGUAUCUUCUGCAGAAGAAGAUGAAUGGGAGACGGUUGGCCCAAAGAAUACAUCUGCAGUAACUAGAACACAGAGUUUUGUCCCGUCAGAAUUGAGUGAUAUUUUUGGAGGACAAUUAAGAAGUGUGGUGAAGGCAAAAGGAAAUAAAGCUUCUGCUACUGUACAACCAUAUUUAUUGCUUCACCUUGAUAUUUAUCCUGAUGCUGUUCGAACAAUUGAAGAUGCGCUUAAGCUGUUUUCUGCUCCAGAAACUCUCGAGGGAUAUCGAACAUCAGCUGCGGGCAAGGCUGGUAUUGUGAGUGCAAGUAAAUCAAUAAAGAUACUAAAGCUUUCAAAGAUAAUGAUAUUGCACUUGAUGCGUUUUGGUUAUGGAAGUCAAGGAAGCACCAAGUUGCAUAAGCCUGUGUACUUUCCACUUGAAUUGGGGAUUGCUCGUGAAUUACUUGUUUCUCCAACUUCUGAGGGACGAAAAUACAAACUUGUUGCGACAAUUACUCAUCACGGGAGAGACCCCUUCAAGGGGCAUUAUACAACCGAUGCUCUCUAUAAUGGUCAGUGGCUCCGGUUUGAUGAUUCAUCUGUCGCAGCAAUUGGGACCAAAAAAGUGCUGCAUGACCAGGCAUAUGUCCUUAUCUACAAGCAGUUGUAGAAGGACAAUUGGGAUUAGUACUUUUGCAGGACUGAACUUAUUUUAUGGGAGGUUAUAACCUUUCCUUCUACAGAAACUUCUCAUUACUAUCAUCGGUGUAAUUUAUGCAGUUGAUUAAGUCACCACUUGGGAUCCUGUAUGGUUUGCGGUGAAUACCCUUUCCCUUCCCCAUGUGGCUAGAAAAUGAUUGUAACAAUACUCCAGAACCUUCAUGGUUCAGUACAGCAAUUUUGUUUUUUUCAGGUGUGGUGAUGUAAUAUAUGAAAAGAUGCUGCUGCUCUGCAAUUAUAUCUUUACCAAAUCCCAAUGCUGUCAU